Molecule: messenger RNA, 696 nt
Organism: Melampsora larici-populina 98AG31
Lineage: Eukaryota; Fungi; Basidiomycota; Pucciniomycetes; Pucciniales; Melampsoraceae
Exons: 2
Source: RefSeq, a predicted model, not a curated record
ACCCUAUUGGAGGAGUCGGACCCUUCUUUACCUCCGCUCCAUCGAGUCAUCUUGCAAAAGGCGCCAUACUGUAAGGUUAAAUCGGCACUAUUAAUACGAGAAACGAAUUUAAAAACGAUUUCGUUUAUCGGGAUUGCAAAAGCUAUUAAUUCACUUGGAUCAUUUUACUCGACUUUAAAAGAAGAUGAUCCAGAGACUCUUUCGAAUCUAUCGACUAUAAAUCAAAGACGUGUUCCAACUUCAAUUGAAGGAAAUUACAAAAAAGCAUUACAAUUAUGGAAAUCGAUUUACACACCUUUUGAUGAGAAACUUAUCCAGAAACUGUCCAGUUUUCAUCCUGAUUUACCAAUUCAUAUUUUACAUUCACAUUACGGAGCAUUAUUAUCAGAUCCAAUCAAUUCAAAUGGUCCGAUCGGAAGAAUUGGUACAAGUUUAAUUGCCGUUUCUACACUUCGAUCUGCAGGAAAGUUAGGUCCUCAAUUAACUUCUCAUGUUUUUGGAUUAAAGAAAUCACUUGAUGAAAUCAAACGUGGUGAGGUUGAUGGAAUUCAAGAACUUGGAACUGGUGUUGAAUGGUUGGUUUCUGAUCUUGGGGUUCAAUGGGUUAUUGAGUCGGUUGAUAAACUUUCAAAGAUUGUGGAGGUUAGUCAACUUGAAUUACAAGAAUUGGAAAAUCUACCUAAAUCUAAAUUAUAG